AUGACAGGGCCCCAGGCCCUCGCGCUGCUGCUGCUGCUGCUGCUGCCCGUCCUGCUGGGCUGGGCCGGCGGCCACCCCGUCCCCAGGACGAAGAGCUUCCACAAGCUGCUGCUCAUCUCCUUCGACGGCUUCCGCUGGGACUAUGACCAGGACGUGGACACCCCCAACAUGGACCGCCUGGCCCAGGAGGGGGUCAAGGCCAAGUACCUCACGCCGCCCUUCGUGACCAUGACCUCCCCAUCCCACUUCACCACCAUCUCGGCUUCUGCAGCCAACACCAACUUCCCCCAGGACUGUGAGGUCUGUUCCAGGAAGCAGAUCCAAUCUGGCAGCAACAUUCAUAGAACUCACCAAUACCUUCCCUCCUUUAUUCAUCCCCAAGGUCGCUGGAUCGAAGAUCACGGAGUCAUUCACAACAUGAUGUUCAACACAGAGACACUCUGGAAGUACUCCUUCAAGACCACACAGAACAAGACUGAGUGGUGGGACAAUGGCGUUCUCCCCCUCUGGAUCACAGCCCAGAGACAGGGGAGGAAAACAGCGUCAUUCCACUAUCCCGGGGGAGGCGCCAAGUACCAAGGGGAGGCUGUCCAGCGGUCCCUGGUGGAGUCGUACACCCACCCCAAUGGCAACGAGACGGAGUGGAGACAGAACAUUGACAUUGUCAUGAACUGGUUCACCAAGGAAGACUUUGACUUCGUGACCCUGUACUAUGGAGAGCCGGAUAACGUGGGACACCUCUACGGACCUGACACAGAGAAGAGGAGGGCAAUGAUUCAGCAAAUCGACAGAACCAUCGGGUAUCUGUUGGAAGCCAUUGGGAGGCACAGCUUGACUGAGCACCUCAAUGUCAUCAUCACGUCAGACCACGGCAUGACCACCAUGAAAAAGAAACCCAACAUCACCGAGAUCCUCCUGAGCAACUACAUCAGCUUCAAGGACUUGGUCCAGUUUGACAUUGUGGACUAUGGUGGCUUUGGGAUGCUCCUGCCCAAACCGGGGCAAGAGGAAGCCGUUUACCAAGCGCUGAAGAACGCUCAUCCUCACCUCAAUGUCUACAAGAAGGAGGAAUUUCCAGAACGCUUCCAUUUUGCCAAACAUGAGCGGGUCCUGCCGAUCGUGAUGUACGCCGACUCUGGUUAUAGCAUCAGCGGGCGAAUUAUACUAUAUUUCAACAAAGGAGAUCAUGGUUUUGAUAAUGUCUACAUGGACAUGAAGACUAUAUUCAGAGCUUUUGGGCCUGAUUUCAAGAAGAAUCACCUGGCUGAGCCUUUUGACAGCAUCCACAUCUACCCCCUCAUGUGUAAGCUCCUGGGGGUUACCCCUGAGCCCCACAAUGGCUCCCUGGCAGUCACCCAGGAAAUGCUGGUAGACACUUACGACCAGCAAACAGGAGCAGAGAUGAAGAGGGCAUCUGCUCUCCAAAACACAGCAAUCGGUCUCACAGUUGUCACAGGAGUCCUUGUGGUUCUGUUUGUCGCUAGUGUGACAUUCACAGUCUUUUGUCGGAAAAAGAUGCAGAGAGCUGACCAAAACAGCACAAGUGAGCCAGUACGCAUGACCGGGCUCUAACAUCGUUCCUUCAGGACCAAGAUCCAAUCAUCUUACAUCAGAUGUUUCUACCCCAGGAUGCUGUAACUCAGGAUUUAUGCAAUGUCUCAGACUCAGAAACCUUUAAUUCCUUGUAAAAACACAGUGAUAACCACAG
This is a messenger RNA of Capra hircus (goat), 1708 nucleotides long. RefSeq names its product ectonucleotide pyrophosphatase/phosphodiesterase family member 7-like. The coding region runs from base 1 to 1572 and encodes 523 amino acids. The record is from RefSeq and is a predicted model, not a curated record. NCBI's taxonomy places the organism in Eukaryota, Metazoa, Chordata, Mammalia, Artiodactyla, Bovidae. The transcript has 7 exons.